Penicillium malachiteum is the source of this 981-nucleotide messenger RNA. Its product is annotated as OST3/OST6 family protein. Lineage: Eukaryota; Fungi; Ascomycota; Eurotiomycetes; Eurotiales; Aspergillaceae. The transcript has 4 exons. The coding region runs from base 1 to 981 and encodes 326 amino acids. The record is from RefSeq and is a predicted model, not a curated record. Gene Ontology annotation, cellular component: oligosaccharyltransferase complex.
AUGAAGCCCUGGAACACCCUUUUUCUAUUGUUCUCUCUUCUGUCUGGUGUGAUUGCUGCCAAGCCAUCCGCAGACAGGUUCCAAAAAUACCAGGCCAUCUCUCGCUCCAGUCCUAUUGACCUGGAUAGUGCCGCUUUUGAGGAGCUUACAGCAGCCCCUCGUGACUACUAUGCAGCAGUUAUCCUUACAGCUUUGGAUGCCCGCUAUGGCUGCUUGAUGUGUCGAGAAUUUGAGACUGAAUGGGACCUGAUCUCUCGCAGCUGGAACAAAGGCUCCAAGCCCGAUGGGUUGAAGGUGGUCUUUGGUACAGUUGACUUUGACCAAGGCAAAGCUGUUUUCCAAAAGUACAUGCUUCAAACCGCUCCAGUUCUCCUCCUGUUUCCUCCCACUGUCGGACCUUUUGCGAAGCUUGAAGCGGAUCCAGCUCGAUUCGAUUUUACAGGUCCAAUCAACGCCGAUCAGCUCUACUCGUGGAUCAACCGACACCUCCCCGAUGGCCCCAAGCCUCCCUUGGUCCGACCAGUAAACUACAUGCGCAUCGUCUCCGGAAUCACCAUCCUACUGGGUACUAUUACCUUGUUUACAGUGAUUUAUCCUUACCUCUUGCCAAUUAUUCAGAACCGCAACAUCUGGGCAGCUAUCAGCCUGAUCGCCAUUCUUCUAUUUACAAGUGGCCAGAUGUUCAACCACAUUCGCAAGGUUCCCUAUGUGGCUGGUAAUGGCCAAGGUGGUGUCAGCUACUUCGCUGGUGGGUUCCAGAAUCAGUUCGGCUUGGAAACACAAAUUGUGGCUGCUAUCUAUGCCGUUCUCUCCUUCUCCACCAUUGCUCUUGCCAUCAAGGUCCCCCGCAUGGAAGAUGCUAAGGGACAGCAAUUGGCUGUGUUGAUCUGGGGAGGUGUUCUCUUUGGCACCUACAGCAUGCUUCUCAGCGUGUUCAAGUUCAAGAACGGAGGCUAUCCCUUUUACCUGCCUCCAUUUUAA